Eurytemora carolleeae is the source of this 1552-nucleotide messenger RNA. RefSeq names its product spliceosome RNA helicase DDX39B. Gene Ontology annotation, biological process: mRNA export from nucleus; mRNA splicing, via spliceosome. The record is from RefSeq and is a predicted model, not a curated record. Gene Ontology annotation, molecular function: RNA helicase activity; RNA binding; ATP binding. Lineage: Eukaryota; Metazoa; Arthropoda; Copepoda; Calanoida; Temoridae. The coding region runs from base 164 to 1444 and encodes 426 amino acids. The transcript has 9 exons.
ACCAUGGCAACUCUGGCAACACGUCUCUAGCAUUUAUCGGUUUAGUCGCCAUCUUUAAAUCGCGAACGUUUUGCUUUCCAAUACAACACAUCAAUUUUCCAAAUCCUUCAAAUAUACCUGAAUCUAGCACAAUUAUCUAAGUUUCAUUUAGAUAAAAGAUAAAAUGGCAGACAACGAAACUGAUCUUUUGGAUUACGAAGAGGAGGAACAGACUGAAACCGUUGAGGCAACUGAAAAUGGAGCUGGAGACAAGAAGUCCGGAGUCAAGGGAAACUACGUCUCCAUCCACAGUUCUGGUUUUAGAGAUUUUCUUUUGAAGCCUGAGAUUCUCCGCGCCAUCGGAGAUUGUGGUUUCGAGCAUCCUUCAGAGGUUCAGCACGAAUGCAUUCCUCAGGCUGUUCUGGGUAUGGACAUUCUGUGCCAGGCGAAGUCUGGUAUGGGUAAGACAGCUGUGUUUGUCCUGGCUACCCUGCAACAGAUUGAAAUGGUUGAUGGAGAGGUAUCUGUAUUGGUUAUGUGUCAUACGAGGGAGCUUGCUUUCCAGAUCAGCAAGGAGUAUGAACGGUUCAGCAAGUUUAUUCCUAAUAUGAAGGUCGGAGUUUUCUUCGGUGGACUUCCGAUAGCUAAGGAUGAAGCUGUUCUGAAGAACAAUUGUCCACACAUCGUGGUCGGUACACCUGGACGUAUACUUGCUCUUGUCCGAACCAAGAAGCUACCCAUCAAGAAUUUGAAACAUUUCGUCCUGGACGAAUGUGAUAAAAUGCUGGAGCAACUUGAUAUGAGGCGAGAUGUGCAGGAGAUUUUCCGGUCAACCCCUCACGAGAAGCAAGUGUGCAUGUUCUCUGCUACCCUCUCCAAGGAAAUCCGACCUGUCUGCAAGAAGUUCAUGCAAGAUCCGAUGGAAGUUUACAUUGAUGACGAGGCCAAGCUGACUCUUCAUGGUCUCCAGCAGCACUACGUCAAGCUGAAGGACAGCGAGAAGAACAGGAAACUGUUCGAACUACUCGACGUACUGGAGUUCAACCAGGUUGUUAUAUUUGUGAAGAGCGUGCAACGCUGCACUGCUAUGGCUCAGCUUCUGGUUGAGCAGAACUUCCCUGCCAUCGCUAUACACAGGGGAAUGAGCCAAGAGGAGAGACUCUCUAGGUACCAACAGUUCAAAGACUUCCAGAAGCGUAUUCUGGUCGCGACCAAUUUGUUUGGCCGAGGAAUGGACAUAGAGCGUGUCAACAUCGUGUUCAACUACGACAUGCCCGAGGAUACCGACACAUACCUUCACAGGGUCGCCAGGGCUGGAAGAUUUGGUACCAAGGGAUUGGCCAUCACCUUUGUCUCCGACGAGAGUGACGCUAAGAUCUUGAACGAGGUUCAAGAAAGGUUCGAGGUUGAUAUCACCGAGUUACCGGAGGAAAUAGAUCUAUCAUCAUACAUUGAGGGCCGCUAGUUCAGACGGAUACACCAAUAUUGUAAUACAACCAUUGCAUUAUACAAAUAUUGUAAUAACUGAAGGCAAAUUUGAAUGUAAAUUGAAUAUAUCUGUUUUCUAAAUCUA